CUUUUUUAAAUCGGUUCAUUUUCAUAUACCACUCCCUUCCUUCUGAUCUUAUUGAUAUCGGUCGUUGCUGACAGAUAUUUUUUUGGGGUUUUUCAUUCUCAAUCAUCCCUGGAUUUUCCUUUCAAGCAUACAUCAAAAAAUGUCUGUCCUUAUAUUGGGUGGAGUGGGGUUCAUUGGACGUCAUUUCGUGCAUUAUCUUGUCGCAAACAACCUGUCCAAUGAUAUUCGCGUCGUCGAUAAAGUGCUUCCGGAAACCGCUCUCUUAUCCAAAAAGCAUCGCGACGCCUUCACUAGGGUCGAGUUCCGUCAGGCCAACCUGACUCGUCCCGAUUCUAUCAAGGCCAGUUUUGACCGAGACGAUGGUACCGAAUUUGACUACGUUUUCAAUUUUGCAGCUGAAACCAAAUAUUCCCAAGUUCCGGAGGUUUACGAAGAACGCAUUUAUCGCGUAGCAGUCAAUUGCGGUUACGAAGCAGCAAGACGAGGUAUCAAAGUCUUUGUGGUCAUGUCAACGGCGGAAAUCUAUGACAGCGGACCGACAGCUUCAACCGAAACUUCACGAAUCAAUCCAUGGACGAUUCCUGCAAAAUACAAAUUCAAAGCAAAGCAGGAACUGAAAACAAUUCAAGGAUUAAACCUGGUCAUAUUGCGCCCUGCCAUCGUAUAUGGCACUGGUACCACCAUGGGUCUCACGCCACGAUUGAUCAUUGGAAGAAUUUACAAACAGCUGGAUGAAAAAAUGAAGUUGUUGUGGUCCAAAGAUCUCAAGCUGAAUACCGUCCACGUGUUGGAUGUGGCCAGAGCGUGCUGGCAUGUGGCAAGGUGGUAUAUCGAGAACGCCCCGCAUGCGGAGCUGCCCAUUUUCAACUUGUCAGAUAAGCAAAACACAGACCAGGAAACCAUCAAUGGCUUCUUGACUCAGAUCUUUGGCAUUCGCACCGGUUAUCACAGCAGUUUCAUCUCGGCGUUUACAAAGCUACACUUGGAUUCGGUCAUCAAGGACAUUAAUCGCAAACAUUUGCCGCCUUGGGCGGAAUUGCUGCAAGCUUCCAAUAUCCAGGGAUCACCUCUAUCACCGUACCUGGACAAGGAACUGCUAUACAAUCAUGAUCUGUCCAUUGACGGGUCGAAAAUUGAACGCGUGACAGGAUUCAAUUAUGUAGUACCGUACCUUACACAAGAAAAUCUAGAAGAAAUCAUUCAAGAUUUUCAAGCGCUGGACGUUUGGCCUAGAAACUGAGGAUGGGUGGACUUGUAGUUCCCCUCAAUCCACACUUUUUAAAGUUUGAUUAUGCAA
Messenger RNA from Radiomyces spectabilis, 1297 nucleotides. RefSeq lists its product as uncharacterized. The record is from RefSeq and is a predicted model, not a curated record. NCBI's taxonomy places the organism in Eukaryota, Fungi, Mucoromycota, Mucoromycetes, Mucorales, Radiomycetaceae. The transcript is spliced from 8 exons. Bases 140 to 1240 code for a protein of 366 amino acids.